This is a messenger RNA of Carassius gibelio (silver crucian carp), 1845 nucleotides long. Its product is annotated as C-C chemokine receptor type 2-like. NCBI's taxonomy places the organism in Eukaryota, Metazoa, Chordata, Actinopteri, Cypriniformes, Cyprinidae. Gene Ontology annotation, cellular component: membrane. The record is from RefSeq and is a predicted model, not a curated record. The transcript has 2 exons. Gene Ontology annotation, biological process: chemotaxis; immune response; G protein-coupled receptor signaling pathway. Gene Ontology annotation, molecular function: chemokine receptor activity. Bases 1 to 981 code for a protein of 326 amino acids.
AUGUUAGGGGCUAAAUAUCACGUUAUUGAUCCAGACUACAGUGACUACUAUAACUCUGAAGAUACCAAUUUUGGAUCACCAUGCAAUGAUGGCAGCUUCGGUGGGGUUGUCCUGGCCGUCCUGUACAGCACAGUUUUCAUCGUUGGUUUGCUGGGAAACGCUGUGGUCCUGUGUGUGCUGAUCAGACACCGUCACAGAUGCAGUCUGACAGACAUGUGUCUCCUCAGUCUGGCCGUGUCUGACCUGCUCUUUCUCGCCUCGCUCCCUGUUUGGGCUCACAGUGCGGUGCAAGGAUGGGUUCUUGGCUCAUUCAUGUGUCACAUCAUAACCGCUCUCUUCAUGAUGGGUCUGUACAGCAGCGUCUUCUUCAUGGUCCUCAUGACACUGGAUCGCUACAUCAUCAUUGUCUACAAACACAGCAUCUGUUCCAGAAAAUGGCCUGCAAAAAUGGCUCUGAGCUUAUUUGUAUGGAUGCUCAGCCUGUUUGCGUCCCUCCCUGAUAUUGUUUUUGCCAAAGUGAAAGUGGACACGAGCACCAAAGAAUCCUGCGGAUCAGAAUUUCCUGAAGGUGCAGCCUGGAUGUCGUUUAUGUUCCUGAACAUCCUGAGCUUUAUUCUGCCUCUGAUCAUCAUGAGCUUCUGCUUUUGCCGGAUCCUCAGCAGUAAAUCAGAAGAAAAGCACGGGAUCAUCAGACUCCUCCUGGCUGUGCUGGCCGUUUAUUUCCUCUUCUGGACUCCAUACAACAUCGUCACGUUCCUCAUAUUCCUGCAGAGGAAGGGCUUCAUGCUUACUUGUGAGUUGCAUAUUAAUCUGAGUCUUGCCAAGCAGUGGGUGGAAGCGAUCGCAUUAAGCCAUUGCUGCCUCAAUCCCAUCAUCUACACCUGUGUGGGACAGAAGUUCAGAAGAGCAGUGCUCACAGUCCUGAAGGAGCCACUUUCAUCCAGCUUCAGCUCUCCACAGUCACCUGAGAGCAUCUUCUGAAUAUUCCUCCACACUGAUCACAUAGAGAGCAAACACACUCUCUGAGUUCAGUCGCCUUUUUGUUUUUUGACAGUUUUGUUAACAAUUAUGUAUGUGAUGUAGAAGAAUGCAGAAGCUGAAACUGUUGCAAAGGUACACAUAUAAUGCAUGCAUAUCACUCAUAUUUUAUAUAUGUAAAUGAUACAGAAAUGAAUGAUUUCAUGAACAUUUUAAAAUAAACUCACUGUUAGUAUUUGCAUCAAGGAGUGUUUUUCAUGCAAGUUACAUAAUCAAAUCACUUUUUUAAGUUACUAGUAAAGUAAUGCAUAUUUUUUAAUUGAGAAGGAAAUAUCUGAGUUACUUUUUUCAAAUAAGAAAUGCUAGUUACUCUGUUUCCAUGUGUUGAGUGACAGCUCUGGUGUUGCCAUGGUGACAGAGAUCAGGAGUCAGUGCAGUGUUGAGUGUGAACAUGAUCUCACUGUAGAUCUAGACUCAAUAUGAGCAUCUGUUUACUCAUAUCACUGAUCAAAAACACAUUCAAAGUUCCUCAAAAUCAAUAAAAACAGUCAAAUGCUAACUUGGAAUAUUAUACAAACUGGCAAUAACUAAAUAUGUUAAAUAAGACCAAUAUCACUUAUAUAUUUAAUCUUAUAUCUUUGUCUUUGUUAUUGACCUUCGAUGAACCAAUUCAGCCAUACUAAGCAAAUAUAACACAUUUGUGUUUUAUUUUAGUUAUUGUUGAAUAGUGUUGAACUUUCUUCUCCUGCUCAUAUGCUUCAGCUGUUUUUGUUGAGCAAUAAAGGACUUUGAUUAAAGUUACCCUUUGCUUUUGGAUCUUAUGCUUCAGCCUGACACUGGCAUCAAGAGUAAAAAAAAAGAAAAAAA